CAAUACAUAUGUUGACUAAAUUGCUCUUAAAAGCAAGACAAGCUUCCUUUUGUGUUUACAUCAAGAAUUCUGUCAACUAUCAUGUAGCCAAUAGCUAAGAUCCUAAUAGCAAAUUCGCGAAUCCUUAGUUCAAUUCAAGCAUUCUUGAUUUCGAUAAGGAUUAAGAGAAUAACGUGUAAAUGCAUUAUUACUAAGGUAAAUUCAUGCCUGAUGAAUUGGAUUGGACUGAUGUUUGGGAAACUGCAUAUUAGAAUUUUACUUAACCAGAAUAUUUAUAUCACUUUUGGUUUUGUGGUGUAUUGUAUUGUUUUGAACCUGAAUGGACAAUUAAUUAUCCUUAUGAAAAAGGACCACUCUCACCUCUUUUUAGAGGAGAACAUGCCUUAAGAAGAUAUCCAACAGGAGAAGAAAGAUGUAUUGCUUGCAAAUUGUGUUAAAGUGCUUGUCCAGCCAGAGCAAUUACAAUAGAAACGGAGCCUAGGCCAGAUAAUUCCAGACGUACAGUACGUUAUGAUAUUGAUAUGACUAAAUGUAUUUAUUGUGGAUUUUGUUAGGAAGCUUGUCCUGUCGAUGCAAUCGUUGAAGGACCUAAUUACGAAUACACAACUUAUCAACAUGAGGAUUUAUUUUAUGAUAAGUUUAAGCUUCUUGAAAAUGGUGAUAAAUGGGAACCUUAAAUUGCUAGAAAUAUUGAAUAUUUAAUAACAAGAAAAUAUUGAUUUAUUAUUUUCAAAUAUAAAGAAAAUUAUAUUGAAUAAGAUCAUAUUU
Molecule: messenger RNA, 768 nt
Organism: Paramecium tetraurelia
Lineage: Eukaryota; Ciliophora; Oligohymenophorea; Peniculida; Parameciidae
Exons: 6
Biological process (GO): mitochondrial electron transport, NADH to ubiquinone; mitochondrial respiratory chain complex I assembly
Cellular component (GO): membrane
Molecular function (GO): 4 iron, 4 sulfur cluster binding; NADH dehydrogenase activity
Source: RefSeq, a predicted model, not a curated record